CACAGGAGUCUAUCGCAAAUGCAUCGUGCCUUAUAAUAGUUCAGCUGCGGUCGUUUGUACAUCUAGGCAGAUCGUUUCCGCUGCAACUCCUAUCCGAGUGCUCUAGCUGAUUACCGCGAAUAGCUCUUAAAGGUUUACAAGUCGUUCCUGUACUCGUUUUUGCGUCGCUUGCACUGAAAGGGGCGGAUACCUAGGCAGGUGUAAAAUUGAGCUACCCUCUACUGUUUGGCUUUUUAUGCCCUUCAAAAUGGACUACACGAGCGUGAAUAAUGCAUAUUAAGAGACGGGUAUAAGCGGGUGCUACUAUCAAGGAGCAGAGACGUUAGCCGCAUGUUCGCCUAAGAAUCGCAGGCGCAGCUUCGAUCCGCUGCCAAGGAUCGCAUCAGGUUGUGCGUCAGCAUGGAAGAUAAAGAUACAGGGCAGGUCCCUGGUCCGCCAACACCUCCAACGGAGCUUAGCACGAAAGGUGCACGGCCCACCAUUGCGCUCGGCAUCAGCCUGACCGGGCGCAAUGUAAACGAUACAGCGGUGGCCGGCUUAUCAGGGGAACAUAUUGAUACUUUACCAUGGUCCUCCGACGCGCUGGAGGGCUACCGGGAGCGCAUGAAGCAGCGCUCCUUCCACCUCAUGCUGCCGGAGGACGACCCGCUGUCGGCCAGGCUGGACGCAGUCUUCUCGCUGCCUCAGGAGUUGUGGCCCAUCCUGCCGCCGGGUGCGGUGUACUGCAUGGAAACCCAUGACCCGCGGGUCGGUUUCGGCUACCUGCAGCACACCGACUACCCGGAAGUCAAGGUCCGCAUCAACACCUACUUUGGCAAGUACUCCCGCCACCUGGUGGACUUUGCGGUGUUCUGGCGGCCGCCCUGGCGGCACUCCUCCUGGCAGUCGGGCGCGGCGCCGCCCCCGGACCUGCCCUGGGAGCCGCGGCAGGUGCUGGGACACACCACCAGCGGUGAGUACCAGUACAGCCGCACGCGGUUCCGCUUCCGCGGCCGCCGCUCGCUGAUGGAGCCGGAGCGGGAGCCGCUGGAGUGGUGCGAUGCGCACGGAGUGGACCACCAGGACACCAAGGCUGCCAACGAAAGCGCCCCCCGCAACAGCGACAAGGACAAGGAUGCGCACAUCCUGGACCCGCCACGACCCUCCACUUGGGGCGAGCUGGCGCGCAGGCCCCUCAUCGGCCGCAUGCGCAGCCGCGGCGGCGGCGCCUACGUGCACCACAUGCUGUACGACCACUCGGGCCAGCGUACGACAUGCGGCCGGCGGGUGCCCGCCGGCUACCUCUUCACGCUCAUGCCCACCGUCGCAGCGGCGGCAGCGGCCAUGAGGCCCGCGUCGCCAGCCCGACGGCCAACAGCGCCGCCGCCGCCGCCAGCGGUCUCCAUCGUCUCCACCUCCGCCAGCCCGCUCCCUGGCUCCGCUAGCCCAACCGCCGCGCCGCCGCCAACCGUCGCCAGUACGACAUGUCCCUGCCCCACGCCAGUCGCCCCCGCCACGCCCGUCUCCAUGGCCCCCGGCAGCCCUACCGCUGCAGCUACUGCGGCUAACGACUGCGGCGCCUCUUCCGCAGUCGCAGCCGCCACUGCCGAUAAGGACAUCCCCGCCUCUGUCAUCUUCUCCACCGCUGCCUCCAUUGCCUUCGCCAAUCCACCCGCGGCCUCGCUAAAUGGUGAGUCCGGCAGCGCUCCUGCCGCCGCCGCCGCCUCCGGACUCGCACGCAGCCAGGGCAGCAGCAGCAGCCGUAACGCCUACCGCGCCAGCAGCGUGGGACGGCUGCGCAGCGCCGGCAGCGGCGGCGGCCUCUCCCGCCCUCCACCCCUCAGCACAGCCUCCUCCAUCUCACCCCCCAAGACCGCGCCCUCCGCUCUGCAAACCGCGGCUUCCGUCGUGGCCUCCAACUCCUGGCCCCCACCGCAGCAGCAACAGCGCAAAAACGCCAGCCCCAACCAGGCGGCCACACAGCGAAACCAACUCCCAUCACAGCAGCAACAGCAACAACAGCAGCAGCGACCGCCGGGGGCCUUAUCCGAUGUACGGCGUUGGAGUACGUACGACGUGGCUUUCGGGCACCCCCUGCACACCGCUCGGGCGAUUGAUUUGGGUCUGGCGGCGGCAGCAGCGGAGGCGCCGCCGGGGGGGUCGGGUGUACGGCACUUUAGCGACACUGCGGCGGUACUGCAGGCGGUUGAGAAGGAGCUGCGGUUGCCUCGGGCGUUCGUGCCUGCCCCGCUGGUGCUGGGCCGGUGGGAGGAGGUACCCGGGCGCUAUGCGCACCACCUGGCGGCUGCGCGGGAGCUGAUGCCGGUGUCGGAGGAGGACGCUUCCACCACCUCCAAGCUGCACCUGAUGCUGUACCACCUGCAGCAUGCGGCGACACUCGAGUACGACAGGCUCGACGCCAAGCUGGUUCUGCUGCCUCAGUUGGCCCGGCUGGGUCGCAAGAGCGCGGAGAUUGACGCGUGGCUGCAGGUCAUCGUGGACCAUGCCACCUACCUGUACGGCAAGCUUCACAUCACCGACAUGCAGCGCUGGCCCCAGGCCCGCCGCCUGCUGCGCCGCUGCGUGCAGCAGGCGCCCCAGCCGCUACCCCAGCUGCACCCGCUCUACCCACAAGCCCCCGCCCGCUGUGACACCCCCGUCUCGCACUACUACCCCAGCCCGCCGCCCACCCAUGCGGCGGCCACUGCUGCGGAUGCGCUGCGCCGGAGCGCUAGCGUGGCGGCGUACGGAUCUCGGAAAUCGUACGUGUUGGCUAGUCAGCAGCAGGAGCAGCGGCGGCAGCAACGGCAGCAGCCCGGCGGGCAGGGUCCGCAGAGGCAGAAGAGGAACCAGCAAGGGGGUCAGCAUGGAGGGCAGGGGCAAGGGGGGCAGGGACUGCAGGACGGGCAGGACUACCUGCACCUGCCGUACCCCUUCAUCACGAUUGAGGAGUGGGCGGCAAUUACCAAAAUCAUGGAUUCCUGCCGGCAUGCACCGCUGUACGAGCGUUGGGUGCGGCUAAGGCCGCUCAUGAUCGGCGCCGCCCAGCCCGGCUCCUACUGGGCUGUCCGCGACCCGCGCGAGGACGAGGGCGAGCUGGGUGCGGUGACGGCGGGGGCGCUGCAGGUGGUGGCGCUGGCGGACAGCCCGCCCGACCCGCACUCCUUCGGGCCCGUGAACGGAGACCUGCUGGACUACCUCAGCCAGGACAUGGCUGCCAUGUGGUCGCCCGACUACGACCCGCCCCCGCCCCCCCUGGAGGACUUCCCUCGCCCCCGCGGCUAUCACGGGGAGGGCCCCCCGCCCCCAGAGCUAGCGGCUCCGGAGCCCCGGCGCUGCCGACCCAUCCGCUGCCGGGGUCGCGAGGAGACGCCGCUGCCUGCGUGGAUGGCGGGGCUGGACGUGUGGCAUAACACCACCAAGAUGGAGCAGGCUGACCCCAGUGAGGUGGACCCCCAUGCGCCGGUGGACCCGGGGGCGGUGAAGGUCAACCAGGCGGCACUCAAGCGACUGCAGGCUGCCAAGGACUUCGCCACCUCGCGUCAGGCGGAGGUGCAGCGCGCCAUGCGCAAGGCCCGGGGGGUGCCCCGCGGCGCCCUGGAUCCGGAGCGGCCGCAGUGCGACUGCCCGGUGCCGGGGGAGCCGCCGGCGGAGGAGCAGGAGGACUGGGAGACGGGCUCGCUGGCGUCCACCUACACGGCCACCACGGGCAUCACCGGCCGCACGCGCGACUACCCCGCCAGCACGCUGGGUGCGGGGUCGCAGUUCAGCAGCAGCAACCACCCCUUCAACGGCAGCGGCCGCAACCUGAGGUGGAUUGGCAGGGUGGACUCGCUGGCCCGGUCGCUGAGGUCGGGGUGGGGAGGCACCAACAGCCCCUCCGCCGCCGGAGCGGGUGUGGGCACACAGACCGUAUGGGAGCCGGAGAAGCUGGAGGACCCCCUGCUCACUGCUGCCAAGGAGGCGGCGGCGGCGGAGGCGGCGGAGAACCGGCGGCGGCUGCUGCGCGGCAACGGCGGCAAGACGCGCGAGGAGAUCCUGGAGGAGGCCCUCAACGCGGCGGACGCCGCCAUCAAAGCCAUUCAAAAGUACGCAGCCGACCCGCCAGACCUCUCCGCAGACCCCAACGCCGACCCCGACCGCCCUGGCACCCCCGGCGGCGCCACCAGCCCCCGCGAAGCCGCCUACCGCCGCGGGGCAUGGACCGACCACUUCUCCGAAACCGGGGAGUUCCGCCGUACAGGCACCGGCACUGGAACCGGGGAUGACGACGACAGCAGCAGCAACAACAAGCACCCGCUGGCGUACGACGCGGCGCCCAUCCCGCGUGCGGCCACGCCUCGUGCCUCGCUGGGCACGGACGAGCCGGACGAGGCGGGCAAGAGGGAUGCCGUGUGGCGGCAGCUGAGGAGCGGGAUGAGCAUGAAGCGGACGAGCUCGAAGAAGAAGACGACGGAGGAGCCGGAGGAGGAUGCGAUGCCGGGGGUGGAGGGAGCGAGGGGUUUGGUGGGGUACGGAAUCGGCAUGGGCGCGCUGGUGGAUUAUGAGACGGCAAUGGCUCGCCGCCGGGCCAUCGCGGAGGCGUCCGUGUCGCUCAAUCGCGGUCGCUUCCUGACCGACUCCGAGAUCAAACAGCUCUUCAUCACCUUUUGCAACAUGGAGUCGCGACCCGACCUGGUGCGGCUGCUAGACAAUCACAUCAAUGCGCCGCUGUCGGCGGCGGCGCUGGCGGCAACAGCGACGAUGCCGUUCGGUGCCAGCGGCGGCGCUCCGGCGGCGGUGAAUUCCAGGACGGAGGCGCUGAAGCAGCGCAUUCGGGGCACGGCGUGGCUUCUGGGGGUGACCUGGCGCCGCAUCACCAACGAGACCUACAACUCCUUCCUCUCGCGUGUGCUGGGCUACCCGUCUGAAUUCGCCACCUCGCUGCCGCGCACCCGGUGUACUAUGCUCAUUGCGCGGGCGCUGGUGCAGGGUCACGACCCCACCGCGCCGCUCAAGGUCAGGCGGUGAGGGCCGACUCCCGGUUGAAGCGGUGGGAAGAAUGGUGCUUGGGAGGGAGGUGUCGGGAGGGAGGGCUGGUUGUUUCGGGUGUUGGGGUAUGCAGGGAUGGAGGGAGGGAAAGGAGGAGGUGGGGUGAGGAAAGGGCGGCGGCCGCGCGGGGAAGGAGGAUUGGCUGCGUAGGUGUUGUACCCGUUUGGGGCGUGUGGAAUAUGGCCAUUGAAGGGAAGUUAUGGCCUAGGAGGGCAGUUAUUUUUAAUAUUGGUAUGUCUCUGUAAGGCGCGCGCGUUUCGUGAUAACGUCAAGGACACAUGCAUUGGGACUUGCAUAGCGUUCGACUUAUACAUUGGAAAGGCUAUUGAUGCAACGCCCCGCCAGACGCAGACGUGCACUAUAAAACCUUAUGACGAAUUACUACUGGUUGGAUGCCUUGGCACGGCUACUGUGUUUGGGCGCGCAGGUUGACCUUGUUGUGGAAGGACGUGGGUUGGUGCAGGUGCUUGUGUUGUGUUGACGGGGCAGCCAUGCAGGUGCAGAAGUGCUGUAGGGAUGGGGGCAUGGGAAAGCUGAAAUGCCAGGGAGAGACGCGAUCUUUUGUCGACUGAGGUCGUUGUUGCAGGUGAAAAUAUCGUACCACAUGACAUCAUUAGCAGGCUUGGCUUGCAGGUGGGGAGCCGGGGAGGACACCGGGGCAGUGCCAGGUUGGAGCGUGUCUGGUUUGCGUCCAUGAUGGGACAACCUUGUGGGUGCAACUUCCAGCAGAAUUGCUGCAACGCCUGAGCCGGUGUGUUUGUCCUUUUGUAAGUUAUGCUGGAGGCCCUUUUUGGGCUUUAUGGGAUUGUGUCGUGCGAUGAACUUCGGGGACGUUGGUUACUUAUUUCGAAAGCAGUGUGUUGUAAACUGUUGUUGCCCUGUCGCACGUAGACAUGUACGGCCUGCAAGACUUAUUCGGGCUUCUUCGUAAGCACCUGCGGCCGGCCAUGCAUAAAAACUUUUCAUUUUCGUGAGCUUUGCGCCCGUGGAAUUGUGGUGGCGGUAGUUAAACCUGUGUGCUCAUCCCCCAUCUGGGUGCCGUACAGCUGUCGCAGUAGCGCACCCGUUCUUGAAUGCAAAGAUAGCCCUUGUUGAAUGUACAGGCCGUAGGUCCUAGAGAGCUAUGACUGCCUUUCUUGG
Molecule: messenger RNA, 6150 nt
Organism: Astrephomene gubernaculifera
Lineage: Eukaryota; Viridiplantae; Chlorophyta; Chlorophyceae; Chlamydomonadales; Astrephomenaceae
Source: the annotation of a GenBank genome assembly